Capronia coronata CBS 617.96 is the source of this 1167-nucleotide messenger RNA. RefSeq lists its product as uncharacterized. Bases 1 to 1167 code for a protein of 388 amino acids. The transcript is spliced from 2 exons. NCBI's taxonomy places the organism in Eukaryota, Fungi, Ascomycota, Eurotiomycetes, Chaetothyriales, Herpotrichiellaceae. The record is from RefSeq and is a predicted model, not a curated record.
AUGGCGAGCGCGAAUAACAACAUGUUCAUACGCAAGGAUAACAAGGCGAACGAGGUCAAGAGAUCCCGCGACUCACGCAGCCUCACAGUGUCCAACGCAAGCCCCAACGCAAACCCAACCACGAAUUUCACCAACAACGAACGAAUUCUUCAAGAUACCCCCAAUGAGCUGGUCGAGAACCUCUUUGGAGCUCUACUGUCCGAAACUCACCCAUGGAACGACCCGGAAACCCGUGACACAGUCAACACCUUGCUCAGCGACAUCUCCGAGAUUCUCAAAGCUACCGUCACAGCUCCUGAUGUAGAGAGAUUAAUUCGCUCCAACGCUGUAGCAGUCCACAUUGUUAUUGGCCACCCCAGCCUCGUCACUGCCCGUGAAGAACAUGAAGCAAAGAUGACUCGGUUACACCGCCAACGAGAGCGCAAGCUACAGCUCGAGGAGAUGAAGCGGGCGAUCACCAAAGCGUUGGUCAAUCUCGAAGCAGUUGAAGAGGCAGAAGACGUGCUCAAGGAAGCAGAAGACGCCGAGGAAGCGGAGGUCUUAGGCAACGAUCAUGACUUCGACCCUGAACGAUCUUUUCAUCUUCCCCAUCAUAAUCAUGGUGUCUAUAUCGAUACCGAUGCUGAUGUCAUGGCUGGAGGACCUGCCGGCGGACUCGGAUAUGCUGAUGCUGUAUUGACGCGAAAACGUCUGGCUAGUCAUGCCUUCUGCGAGCAGGUUGAGGUUGUCGAGAGACUGAGCAAGCGCUUCAAAGCUACGGCAGACGAUACUACUGGUAGUGCUGGAAACGACCAUGUACGGGCCUGGGGCCAGGGACACGGACAACACAAGAUCGAGAGCGACACGGACAACAAGACGAACCUUGCGACCAACACUGCCAAUGCCACUGCCCAUGCCAAUGCUCAUGUCAAUGCUCAUCCCGGCGCGACUAUAUCAGGUUAUCGUAUAGGUCGAGUCAAGAACGAACGCGCCAAUUUAAACUCAUGGGUUGAUUACUGGGCCCCCGUACCCGUCGAAGACGACUUGGAAACCCAGGGUCCUCAGAAUCUGAAGAAGACUUAUCAAAAGCUUCUGGAGGAUGAUAAGGCCUACGCAGCUGCUGUGACAAAGCAAGCCAAGGAAGCCGCGAAGUGCGAGUGCAUCGACUCAUUCCGUUCGAGAUUUUGA